Messenger RNA from Lodderomyces orthopsilosis Co 90-125, 2280 nucleotides. RefSeq names its product serine/threonine protein kinase (gene CBK1). The record is from RefSeq and is a predicted model, not a curated record. Lineage: Eukaryota; Fungi; Ascomycota; Pichiomycetes; Serinales; Debaryomycetaceae. Gene Ontology annotation, molecular function: protein serine/threonine kinase activity; ATP binding. The coding region runs from base 1 to 2280 and encodes 759 amino acids. The transcript has a single exon. Gene Ontology annotation, biological process: intracellular signal transduction; peptidyl-serine phosphorylation.
AUGAACUUUGAUCAAUUGACAGAGGAACAGAAGCAGCAGCUUUACCUACAGCAUUUACAACAACAACAACAACAACAGCAACAACAACAACAACAGCAACAGCAACAGCAACAGCAACAGCAACAACAACAGCAACAACAACAGCAACUACAACAACAACAAUAUGCAAAUCAGUACUCAGCACCACAGAGAGAGGUAUACCAGCUGCUAAAUCACGGACAAGCAAAUCAAGGUGACGAUAGCUUUAUGGAUGAAGACACAACUGAGUUAGUUGAAGAAGUCCCGGUACAGUUUGAUACCCAUUCACCAAUUAGAGGACAACAGCAACCGAAUAAUCAACCACAGGGGUUAUUGAACACUUUGUCUCCACAAACGAACACUAUGUCAUCACCUCGUUUUACACAGCUGGACAAGUUCGAUCAAGGGUAUUCGUCUCACUUUGGAUACAACGGUAAAGGUGUUCAGUUUAGCUCAAUAGACUCUAUGAACUAUCAGCCACCAGUGAAUAAUUUCACUCAGUUGAAUAACAUGUCUAAUACUAAUUUAUCGGAGAUCAGUAAUGGUAAUCAUUCGUCACAUCUGAAUUUAGCUAGCUCACAUGAGUUGAGUUCGCCACCAGAGACACCAGUCACGUCAGCUGCUUGGUCACAACAAGGACAGGCCCCGCAACCAGCUCAGGCCCCUAUUCAACUUGCACCACAAGCUCUGCAAUCACCAGUACGAGCACAGCAACAACUGACUGCUAACUUUACACCUCCACCAAGUAGUGGUGCCCGCAGCUUGAACCCAUCUGGUAAUACAGCUUCAAACUACGUUCAUUUCAAUAGGCAGCCACACCUUUUACCAAGCGAGAUUCAAGAUCGUGGUAAGGCAGUGAAGUUGAAGAUGGAGAAUUUCUACACCAUGGCGGUCAAUCAUGCCAUUGAAAGAAAUCAAAGAAGAAUGCAAAUGGAGCAGAAAUUGAUUGAAGAAGGUGCAGGAGUUUCUGAAGAACGAAAGAAUCGUCAUAUACAAAACUAUAGCAAAAAAGAAAAGCAGUUCUUACGUUUAAGAAGAACCAAGUUAUGUUUGGAAGAUUUUGAAACGAUUAAAGUGAUCGGUAAAGGUGCAUUUGGUGAAGUGAGAUUAGUACAAAAGAAGGAUAACGGUCAUAUUUAUGCUAUGAAGACAUUGUUGAAGUCGGAAAUGUACAAAAAGGAUCAAUUGGCGCAUGUUCGUGCAGAAAGAGAUGUAUUGGCCAAUAGUGAUUCACCAUGGGUUGUGUCAUUAUUCUAUUCUUUCCAAGAUUCACAAUACCUUUACUUAAUUAUGGAGUAUUUACCUGGAGGUGAUUUGAUGACAAUGUUGAUUAGAUGGCAAAUUUUCACAGAAGAUAUUACUCGAUUCUAUAUGGCCGAAUGUGUGUUGGCAUUGGAAGCUAUUCACAAGUUGGGUUUUAUUCAUCGUGAUAUUAAACCGGAUAACAUUUUGAUUGAUAGACGCGGACAUAUCAAACUAAGUGAUUUCGGAUUAUCAACAGGGUUCCACAAGACUCAUGAUUCGAAUUAUUAUAAGAAGUUGCUUGAAGAGAAUCCUAGUCAACCGCCAUUACCAGCUAAUCAAUUAACUAGUAACAACAAUGGACGUAAUUCAAUGAUGGUGGACGCUAUCCACUUGACCAUGUCAAACAGACAACAAAUGCAAACAUGGAGAAAAUCACGAAGAUUAAUGGCUUAUUCCACUGUGGGUACUCCUGAUUAUAUUGCUCCUGAAAUUUUUGUCCACCAAGGAUAUGGACAAGAAUGUGAUUGGUGGUCGUUAGGAGCAAUCAUGUUUGAAUGUUUAGUUGGAUGGCCUCCAUUUUGUGCGGAAACCCCUCAUGAAACAUAUCGUAAAAUUAUCAAUUGGCAAGAAACUUUGCAAAUACCCGAUGAUGUUCAUCUUUCACCAGAAGCCGAAGAUUUAAUUAAACGAUUAUGUACAUCAGCUGAACAAAGAUUAGGUCGAUAUGGAGGAGCAGAUGAGAUUAAACAACAUCCAUUUUUCCGUGGUGUUGAUUGGGAUACUAUACGAAAAGUUGAUGCACCUUUUAUUCCUAAAUUGCGAUCGAUUACUGAUACGAGAUUUUUCCCAACUGACGAAUUGGAAAAUGUCCCUGAUAAUCCAAUCUUGACUAAAGCUAUGGAACAGAGAGAGUUGGAUGCCAAAAAUGGUGGUAGAAAGAAUCCUAAGGAGGAUUUGCCAUUUAUUGGAUACACUUAUUCAAGAUUUGAUUAUUUGACAAGGAAAAAUGCAUUAUAG